This is a messenger RNA of Lodderomyces pseudojiufengensis, 1503 nucleotides long. RefSeq names its product SUMO protease (gene ULP2). Gene Ontology annotation, molecular function: deSUMOylase activity. Gene Ontology annotation, cellular component: nucleus. The coding region runs from base 1 to 1503 and encodes 500 amino acids. The record is from RefSeq and is a predicted model, not a curated record. The transcript has a single exon. Gene Ontology annotation, biological process: protein desumoylation. Lineage: Eukaryota; Fungi; Ascomycota; Pichiomycetes; Serinales; Debaryomycetaceae.
AUGUAUAAUAAUCCUAUCUUGAAUAGUGAAAGGUUAUAUCUACAGCAAGACCUUUCCUACAAUUUUACAAAUUCAUCAACAAAUGAAAAGAAUAUAGUUUCAAACAACGAAAAGACUUUCUCUUUGUGGAAGUUCAUCAUUAUGAUUAUCAAUUUUUUGAAGUCAUUAAUUUCAUCAAAAGAAAAUACCAGUAACACACAGCAAAUUGAACCCAUCGAAGAGUCAACCCAGAUAGAAGCCCAAAAUCAAGAUAUUUCAAGUGUUGUUGAAGACUCAGAUUUUGAAAUUUUGGGUGAAAGAAAUAUUAUUACAAAUGAUUAUCAUUUCAUAAACAAGAUUCCUACUAAUGAUCAUAUCAAGGAAAAUAGUAUAUUGAUAGAUUAUGAUAGUUUUCAACAGCAGUCACCGCCUGCUGAACAACCGGUAAAACCUCAUCAAAAUUCUUCAAGUCAAUUGCUUAAAGAGUUAGCUUUAAGGAAACUCAAGAAUCAAAUAUCAUCAAAGAGCUCUCAAUAUGGAACAAACUUAUCAAUAGCAAAACCUGUGCGAUAUAAUCAUUCAAGACAGCGAAAAGGUCUUAUACCUGAUGAAUCUCGAUCAAACUCGAUGUCACAACGAAGUCCCGAUUCCGACAAUUUACUUGACAUAUCUCCAACCAUUUCCAAUUAUCAACAAUCAAUACUUAACUACUACAUUCCAUCGAAACCAAUAUCUGUUAACAAAUAUUCAAUAGUAGAUGAUUUAAUUUCCAAUUUACGAUCAAACAAACUAACUUCAGCGUAUGAGCUGUCACAAUCAAAAAUUCAAGAUAUUAUUACAAAAAGAAGAUUAGCUUCCUUAUCAAAAAUCACCCCUUUAAGUGAUGAUCAAUUGUUAAAAGUACAAAAUAUUUGGAGGGCAAACCCUAGAAACGUUUUACUUGAUAAAUAUUCAAUAGAAUUAACCACCGGUGAUUUACAAACCUUACAAGAUGGUAGAUGGCUUAAUGAUAACGUAAUAGAUUAUUAUUUUAAUGUUAUAAUGAAAGAAAAUCCAAAAGUUUUUGGUUGGACUACUCAUUUUUAUUCAACUUUACAACAAAAGGGAUAUCAAGGAGUCUCGAGAUGGGCUAAAAGGAAAAAAAUAGAUGUAUUUUCAAAAGAUAAAAUUUUAGUACCUGUAAAUAUUAGUAAUACUCAUUGGGCAUUAUCGGUGAUUGAUAAUUUAAAAAAAACAAUAAUAUAUUAUGAUUCAUUAAGUAUGUCAGGAAAUCCACAAGCUGUUGAAAACUUAAAAAUGUAUAUGGAUAAAGAAGCAGAAAGAUUAGGUAAAUCUAAAAUGUGUUAUGAACUAAUUUCUCAUUUUGAUUCACCUCAACAAAAUAAUGGUUCAGAUUGUGGAGUAUUUACUUGUACUGCUGCAAAAUAUAUUUCAAAAGAUAAAAAUCUUGAUUAUUCUCAAAAUGAUAUGAAAUUAAUUAGACGUAGUAUGGUUUAUGAAAUGAUUAAUGAUAAAUUAUUAUAA